This is a messenger RNA of Capronia epimyces CBS 606.96, 771 nucleotides long. RefSeq lists its product as uncharacterized. Gene Ontology annotation, cellular component: cytoplasm. The transcript has a single exon. The record is from RefSeq and is a predicted model, not a curated record. NCBI's taxonomy places the organism in Eukaryota, Fungi, Ascomycota, Eurotiomycetes, Chaetothyriales, Herpotrichiellaceae. The coding region runs from base 1 to 771 and encodes 256 amino acids.
AUGGCGACAGAGCACAAGGACGCAAUUCGGCAACUGGUGUGGCCACGGCUGCGCGAGGUUGCCAUACCAGACUCCCGCUUCCACUAUGAUUUUUCGAGUUUCAUCGCCGAUUUUAAAGGCUCAGACGCUGCAACAGAACGUCUGGUCACCCUGCCAUGUUAUAUCAAUGCACAAGUGGUGUUUGUCACUCCCGAUAACUGUCUAGAGAGGCUGCGUUUUCGAGCUCUUUCUGAUGGCAAGAAGGUGCUCGUCACCACGUACGCCAUCCGGCGCGGAUUCUGGCUGCUGGAUCCCGCCGUGAUCACGACCCCGGGACAAAGACAGUUGGCAAGCUUGUUAGAUGCCAUGGAGAGACCCGGUCUGGCCAGACAUGUCAGUCUAUCCGACAUGACGGCGCUCGAUCUUAAGGUUGAUCUCAUGGUGACCGGCACUGGUGCCAUCAACUUCUCAGGAAUCCGAUUUGGGAAGGGCCACGGGUUUUUUGACCUCGAAUGGGCUAUAUUGACGAGUAUAAACGUGGUGGCCCUUGAUGUCCCUUGCAUUGCGGUCGUGCACGAUUGUCAAGUGUUGGAUGAGGAGCUGCAACCGGAACCAUUCGACACCGUCUGCGAUUUGAUCGUUACACCGACCAUCAUCCACGACGCCGCAAAGCAAGGACUCGUGCCCAAACCGACAUGUGGUGUCUUGUGGGACAAAUUGCAAGCAGGAAUGCUGGAUGAAAUCCCCCCAUUGCGUGAGUUGCAAGAGCUCCAAGGGAACGGGAGGAAGUAG